ACUAUGUUCAAUGAGUAAUCAAUAUUGAUACAAACUAGACGCGCGUUGCGUUCGCUUCUCCUUUAUGCGCGUCAAGUGUUAAAUCAGCUGUUCGAUGAAAUCGAAAACGUCGGUAUUCAGCAUUUCAGUGUCUUUAAUCAUAACAACAAAACAAAUUUUUGUAAUCAGCGUAACGCAUGAGUAAUAAGCGUUAUGAAGACAGACAGAUCGACGAUCGUUGCUUUGUUAUUUUUUAUUCUUCUGUCUAUAAAGACAUAUUAUUAAUUUUUAAUAAGUAUUAAGUAUUUUAGUUUUUAUUACUUGAUUGUCUAUGCACCAAUGUACCGACAAAUCCGUCGCGAUUCACGGAUACGUGGAUUAUAAUAUCGAUCAAUAAAUUUUUAAUGAUUGCCGUUUAUAUAGUUUUCUCGGGAAAAGGAUGAAUUACUUAGGGAAAUUCAUCAGUAAUUUUCGGCAUGUAUAUAAUGAGAUCAAUCCAGCCACCUUAACUGGAGCUAUUGAUAUUGUCGUUGUAGAACAGCCAGAUGGUACAUUUACUUGCUCACCAUUUCAUGUACGCUUUGGCAAGAUCGGUGUGCUACGAAGCAGAGAGAAAAUAGUUGAAAUUGAAAUUAAUGGAGAACCUGUUCAGCUUCAUAUGAAACUAGGAGAAUCUGGAGAAGCAUUUUUUGUUGAAGAAAUAUCAGAAGAAGAUGAUAUUGAAACAUUACCACCUCAUUUAGCAUGCUCGCCAAUACCUGACGAUGAAGAACGAAAAACUAUAGAAUAUGCUAUUAACUUAGAACAAGUUGUUCCUAAAACAUUUUGUGCAGAAACCGUUGAUGGUGCAACACAAGAUUUUCAGCCAUUAAAAUUUAGACCAAUUGAAGACUCUCCACCUCGGCCACAAAUGCGGAAACGUCGGCGUAAAAAAUCUGUUAUCAAAAGAAAAGUUAAGGAUGAAACCAAGAAACUUGGGAAUACAUUCGGAUCUUGUGAUCUUCCAGCUCUUACUUAUUUAAUAGAUAAUGACGACCGUUCUCAAGACUUAUAUUUGGAUAAUGAUUUACAUUUCUUUAGUGAUACAGAUGCAUCUCCAAGUUCAAAUUGCGGUGAGGUAAAAAAUAAUUGUGCUGCUGUUCAGUCAGAUACUGAAUAUGAACUUCAACAAAGAUCCAGAGAUUCAGCUGUUGAAAGUCUUAUUGGCAUAUCUGCUAUUAAUAAAACAGAUUUGAAUAAUGGCACUAGUGAUCAUCAAUUUUGGCGUUGGGGGGAAUUACCUACACCACCUGCACGUCGCAAUAGUUUGGAUUCUAAUGACUCAAAAUUAAAUUUGCAAGAAGCUUCCAAAAAACAAGAAGCUGCUAAUCAGAGAUCAAUGUUAGCAAAUAUGUUGGGUUUUAUGAAAAAAACUAAACACAUUCGUCAUAACUCUUCAGAGAAUGGAGGAAUAUAUUUAGCUGAUUUGUGUGCAGAUCAAUUAGAUCCUAAGGUAUUAGAAUUGUAUUUAUAUAACCAAACUCCACCAAAGCAAGAAGAAGUUAAAGUCAGUGAAGAAGCAGAUGAUGAUGAUGUGGAAUCAGGAAGAGGUGCUUCAUUAUCCCAUUCGCCUACAAGUAUGGAUAGAGAAGGACCAAAAUCAAUUGAUAGUGAUUUUGAUGAAAAGUUCCACCAAAAUCCACCAUAUGAAGUAUCAGUUUCUUUAUGUGGAGAGUUAGAUUCUCUGAAUGGUAAUGAUAUUAUUGAAGAGAAAUUCUCCAAACAUCAGAUUUCCUAUGAAGAAUUCACAUCUGAUUUCAAUAAUCUUGUGAAGAAUCCUAAUUUAGUGGUGCGCAUAAAUAAAAAGUUUUAUAAUUGUCAGACUGCUCUGCCUCAUUUGAUCUCAAUAGCUGCAUAUCAAAAACUGUUACCUCAGAAUGAAUAUUCUGAAACUAAAGUGCAAGCAGAAAAUACUAAAGGUCUUAAUCGAGGUUAUACAUCUUGGUUCAAUUGGAGUCGUGUCAGUAAAGAUACUAAAUCUAUUACCCCAAUUGAAGGAAAUAUUUUAAAAAUUGAUUCCAAUAAUUUGUCAAAGCAACUUAUCAAUAAUAAUGAUAUAAAUGAAUGUCUAAAAUCAGAAAUUGAUGGGAAAAUAGAAAAUGAAUUGGUACCACCUAACAAUAACUACAUUCAAAGACAACGGUGCUAUAGUUCAACUGAUUCUGAACUUGAAUUGGAAACAACUAAACUGUCAUUGAAGUCAAAAGAUAAAAGUGAUAUAUGUAGGAAAACUUUAAGAUUAACUUCUGAACAAAUUGCAAAAUUAAAUUUAAGAGAAGGUUCUAAUGAAAUUGUAUUUAGUGUAACAACAGCUUAUCAAGGUACUAGUCAUUGUAAAUGUUUUUUAUUUAAAUGGCGAUAUGAUGAUAAAAUUGUUAUAUCUGACAUUGAUGGAACCAUUACUAAAUCUGACGUGUUGGGCCAUAUACUUCCAAUUGUUGGUAAAGAUUGGGCUCAAAGUGGUGUUGCAAAAUUAUUUACUAAGAUAAAAGAUAAUGGUUAUAAAUUAUUAUAUUUGUCAGCCAGAGCUAUUGGUCAAUCCAGAGUUACUAGGGAUUAUUUAAAAAGCAUUAAACAGGAAGAUUUAUCUUUACCAGAAGGGCCUGUGCUAUUAAAUCCAACUAGCUUACUAAAUGCAUUUCAUCGUGAAGUCAUAGAAAAAAAACCAGAAGAAUUCAAAAUCUCUUGUCUCAAAGACAUCCAAGCUCUAUUUCCAUCUGAAAAUAAACCAUUUUAUGCUGGUUAUGGAAAUAAAAUAAAUGAUGUUUGGUCAUAUCAAGCUAUUGGUAUACCAAUAUCAAGAAUAUUCACUAUAAAUCAUAGAGGAGAAUUGAAACAUGAAUUAACUCAGACGUUUCAAUCUUCUUAUAUUGGGCAGAGUUGUAUUGUUAAUGAUCUUUUUCCGGUUUUGGCGUGCAGCGAUGACGUUACAAGGCGUAUUGAAGACGAUUGUAACGUCAUCAGUAGCAGUAGGGAUACCAUUAGUACCACUUCUUUUGAGUGUGAAACAUUUGAUAUACUUAUAUGAGUACAAUGGUAGAUGAAAUGUUUCCUGUGUUACCCAUGCAAGAGUUGGACUACAACCAAUUUAUAUAUUGGCGUGAUCCAGUUCCAGAUUUUAAUUA
Molecule: messenger RNA, 3143 nt
Organism: Melanaphis sacchari
Lineage: Eukaryota; Metazoa; Arthropoda; Insecta; Hemiptera; Aphididae
Gene: Lpin
Product: phosphatidate phosphatase LPIN3
Exons: 14
Coding region: 419-3046 (875 amino acids)
Biological process (GO): triglyceride biosynthetic process; fatty acid catabolic process; cellular response to insulin stimulus
Cellular component (GO): nucleus
Molecular function (GO): phosphatidate phosphatase activity; transcription coactivator activity
Source: RefSeq, a predicted model, not a curated record